Molecule: messenger RNA, 1789 nt
Organism: Sesamum indicum (sesame)
Lineage: Eukaryota; Viridiplantae; Streptophyta; Magnoliopsida; Lamiales; Pedaliaceae
Product: putative acetyltransferase At3g50280
Source: RefSeq, a predicted model, not a curated record
UCACUCUCUAUUUCACUCUUCACUUCUCACUUCAAACUGCGAAAAUAUCGAAGAUGGUUUCCCAAUCUUUACCUGUGGUAUCAAAGUGCGCAGUUUUCCCUGAUCAAGAAUCCACCUUAGGAGAGCUGAAGCUCUCUGUUUCUGAUCUCCCCAUGCUCUCCUGCCACUACAUUCAGAAAGGAAUUUUGUUCACCAAUCCACCAUUUCCGAUUUCUCAACUUUUUUCUUUGCUCAAACGCAGCCUCUCUCAGACCCUGGCCUAUUUCCCGCCGCUCGCCGGCCGCCUAGUCAGUGACGCUGACGGCUAUAUUUAUAUUUCCUGCAAUGACGCUGGCGUUGAUUUCAUUCACGCUGAUGGAUCCCACAUCCAUGUCGCUGAUAUGCUGGGGCCGGCUGAUGGCGAUGUGCCGGGAGCGGUGAGGGGCUGCUUCGCAUUUGACGAAACGGUGAGUUAUGAAGGGCAUUUCAGGCCUAUUCUUGCCGUUCAGGUGACGGAACUGGCUGAUGGUGUCUUUAUUGGCUGCUCCGUCAACCACGCCGUCGUGGACGGGACUUCGUUCUGGAACUUUUUCAAUACUUUUGCGGAGUUGAGCAGAGGGGUGAAGUGGAUUUCGCGCACCCCGGAUUUCAGCCGUGAUUCUGUUCUGAUUUCUCCGGCGGUGCUCAAACUCCCGGAUGGUGGCCCACAGGUUACAUUCUCCGGCGACGCUCCGAUAAGAGAGAGGAUUUUCAAGUUCAGCAGAGAAUCAAUUCUGAAGCUGAAAGCCAAAGUUAAUGAUAGUAGUUUGGAAGAUGACGACGGGAUUGACGUCGCUGAGCUAAUGGGCAAGCACAGCAACGACACGUUGAAAUUUCCCGACAGCAAAUUAACGGCGUUAACCUGGCUGAGAAACGCCGUUUGCGGGGAAACGAAACAUAGAAAUCCAACGGUCGAGAUAUCAUCCUUCCAAUCACUGUGCGCGCUGCUCUGGCGCGGCAUAACCCGCGCGAGAAAGCUGCCACCCUCGAAAACGACGACGUUCAGAAUGGCUGUGAACUGCCGCCACAGGCUGGGGCCGAAACUUGAGCCGCUGUACUUCGGAAAUGCAAUACAGAGCAUUCCGACCUACGCAUUGGCUGGUGACGUGUUGUCUAAGGAUCUGCGGUGGUGCGCAGCGCAGCUGAACAAAAACGUGAUGGCCCACGAUAACGCUAUUGUGAGGAAGUACGUAGAAGAUUGGGAGAGGAACCCGCAAUGCUUCCCGCUGGGAAAUUUCGACGGCGCGAUGGUGACGAUGGGCAGCUCCCCAAGGUUCCCAAUGUACGACAACGAUUUCGGGUGGGGCCGACCCGUUGCGGUUCGGAGCGGGCGGGCUAAUAAAUUCGACGGCAAGAUCUCUGCGUUUCCUGGGAGAGAAGGGGGAGGAUCCGUUGAUCUGGAGGUGAUUUUGGCGCCUGAAACAAUGGCGGGUCUGGAGUCCGACCCAGAGUUCAUGCAAUAUGUCUCCAUUUAUUAACCAACAAGUAUACUAUUGUUAUAUUUAUAAAUAUAUGAAGUGGAGGUAAAUGAAGAGGAUUUUCCCCUGUUACUUGGUGUAUGAAGGUCUUCUGAUCAUAUUCCUACAAUUCCAAUCUACGGCCUGAGUAUUUCUUGGGGUUCAGUUACUUGGUUCAAGUGAUCUAAUCAUAUGAUGAUCAAAGUUUAAUGUAAUAGUUGGGGUUGUAUUUGUUGCUUCAGCUAUAGUACAACUAGUUUCAGAUGUUGUACCUUGAUUUCUUUGCUUUUUUUUUUUUUUUAUUUGGUGAUUGG